AGUCGUCGCUCAGACUUUCGCAUAGCUAAUUCGUGAAACGGUCAAAAACAUCUGUCCGCCUCAGAUUUGCUCUUUGCAAGCACGCAACACAUAAAUUAAGCACGCUGAUACGAACAGAGUGUCUAUAAUCAUCGCUCAUUAAGUAGAGAUUACCUAUUAUAAUAAACAGAGGUACUACAAGCCUUGCAAGUCGUACGGCAAUACGAGUAUGUUGGAGAAGAUUACUGAGUCUUAUCAGAAGUAAACAAUUAGUGUCUAACAAACGCUUGCACUUAAACGACGACAGCCUUCCACAGUCAAUUAAUAGACGAAUUCCCAUUCGAAUAUUAGCGAUGCAAUUUGUGUUGCUCUGCUGUUUGCUGCUGGCUCUCCUCCCGCAGCCCAGGCCUGUGGAGGGAGCCAAGAUACUGGCAGUCUAUGCAUUUCCAGGAAAGUCGCAUUUCAUGAUGCACACGGCCCUCAUGAGGGAGCUCGUCGAGAGCGGCCACCAGGUGACCAUGAUCACCGCGUUUUCGCUGGAGAAGGAGCAGCUGGGCAGCAACUACACGGAGAUUCUGAUAGAGCCCGUCUACGACUUCUGGCACGAUGUCAAGCUGAGCUUUGGAGCCCAGCACUUGUUCGAGCUGACGCGCAUGACCAACUAUGAUUUCCUGAAGAUGCUGGAGAUCAUCGGGCUGAAAACCACCGAGCACGCCCUCCGGCAGCCCAAGGUUCAGGCCGUGAUUCAUGCCAAGAAGACGGAAGGAGUCUUCGAUCUCCUGCUGGCCGAGCAGUUCUACCAGGAGGCAUUCCUGGCCCUUUCACGCAUCUACAAGAUACCCGUGGUCACGACCAGCACGCUAGGCUACGAGAACCACAUGAGCCAGAUGAUGGGUCUGAUCACGCCCUGGUCCUUUGUGCCGCACGGCUUUAUGCCGUUCACCGAUCGCAUGAGCUUCCUGGAGCGCGUUAAGAACUCGUACGCCUCGCUCUACGAGGACCUGGACCGCCUACUCAGCUACUUCCCCAAAAUGGAUGCCGUCGCGAGGGAGUUCUUUGGCCCCGUCCUGGGCGAGGUGCCAAAGGUCAGGGAGAUGGAGAGAGAGAUCUCUGUGAUGCUGCUCAACAGUCACGCACCGCUGACCACGGCCCGCCCCACUGUAGAUGCCAUGGUGCCCGUGGGCGGGAUGCACAUCUAUCCCCCCAAGGCCCUGCCCGCGGACAUGCAAGCGUUCUUGGAUGGAGCCAGCGAGGGCGCCAUCUUCUUCAGCCUGGGCAGCAACGUCCAGAGCAAGGAUAUGCCCCAGGAGAUGCUGCAGCUGUUUCUACAGGUAUUUGGCUCUCUGAAGCAACGAGUGCUUUGGAAGUUCGAGGACGAAAGCCUCCGCCAGCUGCCGUCCAACGUGAUGGUCCGCAAAUGGCUGCCGCAGGCGGACAUCUUGGCCCAUCCCCAGGUGAAGGUGUUCAUCACCCACGGGGGGCUGUUUGGCACCCAGGAAGGAGUGCACUACGCCGUACCCAUGCUGGGCAUCCCCUUCUACUGCGAUCAGCAUCUAAACAUGAACAAAGCCGUGCUGGGCGGCUAUGCCAUUAGCCUGCACUUUCAGUCGAUCACAAGUGAGGUCCUUGAGCACUCCCUGCUGCAGCUGAUCCACAAUGCCACCUACAAGGAGAGCGUCCAGCGCGUUUCGAGCAUUUUCCGGGAUCGCCCCCAGGAGCCGCGCAAGAGCGCCGUCUAUUGGAUCGAGUACGUCAUCCGCCACAGGGGAGCACCACACAUGCGAUCCGCAGGAUUGGAUCUCAACUGGUUCCAGUUCUAUCUGCUGGACGUGAUUGCCUUUGUGGUGGCCAUUGCCUUGGCCGCUCUGUUGGCCGCCCUUCUUGCCAUCCGCCUGCUGAUGGGGAGCGACAAGCAGCACAGAAAAUCCAAGACACACUGAAAGAGUGGAGCAUUAUUAAUAAAUUUAAAAUAUGACAUUUCGAAUUUUUCCAUUA
Drosophila persimilis is the source of this 1974-nucleotide messenger RNA. RefSeq names its product UDP-glucuronosyltransferase 2B13 (gene Ugt49C1). Gene Ontology annotation, molecular function: UDP-glycosyltransferase activity. NCBI's taxonomy places the organism in Eukaryota, Metazoa, Arthropoda, Insecta, Diptera, Drosophilidae. The record is from RefSeq and is a predicted model, not a curated record. The transcript has 5 exons. The coding region runs from base 333 to 1919 and encodes 528 amino acids.